Drosophila persimilis is the source of this 800-nucleotide messenger RNA. RefSeq names its product protein Vhl (gene Vhl). The transcript has a single exon. The coding region runs from base 55 to 621 and encodes 188 amino acids. The record is from RefSeq and is a predicted model, not a curated record. Lineage: Eukaryota; Metazoa; Arthropoda; Insecta; Diptera; Drosophilidae.
ACAUUAAAAAUUGAUAUCAUAGCUAUUACUGAUCGGCUUAGCACCCUGCUGGAGAUGGCGCUGCAGAUUGCACAUAAUAAUCGUGGCAAUCCGCACGCGCUGCAUCCUCCACCAGCCGCCGAGCUUGUAGAGGUCUUUGUGCUAUUUGUCAACACAACAAAUCGCACUGUUGAUCUCUAUUGGGUGUGCGACCGCGAUACGGAGAACAUGUAUCUCAGCUUGAAGCCGUUCGAGGAGGUGCGCGUCAACACGUACAACACGCACACUUGGCUCUUCCGCGACUACUACACAGGCGAGCGGAUGCACGUUAAGUCCAGGCGCAUAUUUGUGCCCGUUCCCAUGCGCGUUCCAAAGAACCCUCAACAUCCCGAGGAGCUGUGCGAUGUACGCAGCCAGGUGAACAUCCAUUUCCCGAUGCGCAAACUCAAGGACACCUGUCUUUGGCUGCUUGCGCGCUAUCUAAAUCGCACGAGCAAUUCACCUCGAAGGCUGGUCAGCAACUAUAUGAUACCUUCGACGCUGAAGCAACAGUUGUUCGUUAUUCUGACCACCAUGGAGUCCUACUCGAGGACGGCUCGCAUCAGACGGCGUCGCGUCCGAGAGAUGAUAAAUAAUAUUUAAAGUGGCAUAAGGGAAGAAAGCCAAGCUUGAUUUCCAAAUAGUUUUAAUAAUAACUUUAAUUGAUUUUCAAUUGUAUCAUCUUUCCUUUGAUUUGUUUGUUUGUUACUUAUGUACAAAUUGGCUUGCAUAGAGCGUUUUAUAGGUUGGUUUUCUACGAUUGCAUUGAUUUUUGUAUUUUU